Molecule: messenger RNA, 411 nt
Organism: Striga asiatica
Lineage: Eukaryota; Viridiplantae; Streptophyta; Magnoliopsida; Lamiales; Orobanchaceae
Source: the annotation of a GenBank genome assembly
AUGGCCCGCACCAAGCAGACGGCGAGGAAAUCCACCGGCGGGAAGGCGCCACGGAAGCAGCUGGCGACCAAGGCUGCAAGGAAGUCUGCUCCGGCGACCGGAGGAGUGAAGAAGCCCCACCGCUUCCGUCCAGGGACGGUGGCCCUCCGUGAGAUCCGCAAGUAUCAGAAGAGCACGGAGCUGCUGAUCAGGAAGCUUCCGUUCCAGAGACUGGUAAGGGAAAUCGCCCAGGACUUCAAGACUGAUCUCCGUUUCCAGAGCUCUGCUGUGGCGGCGCUGCAGGAGGCGGCGGAGGCUUACUUGGUGGGUCUGUUUGAGGAUACUAACCUAUGCGCAAUUCACGCCAAGAGGGUGACGAUUAUGCCCAAGGAUAUCCAACUGGCUAGGAGGAUCAGAGGCGAGCGAGCUUGA